Saprolegnia parasitica CBS 223.65 is the source of this 819-nucleotide messenger RNA. RefSeq names its product GTP cyclohydrolase I. Gene Ontology annotation, molecular function: GTP binding; GTP cyclohydrolase I activity; zinc ion binding. Bases 61 to 729 code for a protein of 222 amino acids. Gene Ontology annotation, cellular component: cytoplasm. The record is from RefSeq and is a predicted model, not a curated record. Gene Ontology annotation, biological process: tetrahydrofolate biosynthetic process; tetrahydrobiopterin biosynthetic process. The transcript has 2 exons. Lineage: Eukaryota; Oomycota; Saprolegniomycetes; Saprolegniales; Saprolegniaceae.
CACGUGACGGAGAGCGCCGGACAUCCACGAGGAUUUGUCCAUUUGCCGAUUUACCAGCUCAUGUCGACGAUGGCUCCCGGUGCUGCGACGACCAACGCGACCUCCAUCACGACGCUCGCGACGACCAAGUCGGUCCGCACCAAGGACGACCACCUCAACGACACGGAGAAGCUGGAGAAGAUGGCCGCGGCCGUCAAGGUGCUUCUCGAGUGCUUGGGCGAAGAUGUCAACCGCGAAGGCCUCGUGAAGACGCCGAUGCGCAUGGCCAAGGCGCUCCUCUACUGCACCAAGGGCUACACGCAGACGCUGGAAGACGUCUUGAACGACGCUGUCUUCACCGAAGAUUACUCGGAGAUGGUCAUUGUCCGCGACAUUGAGCUCUACUCGCUCUGCGAGCACCACAUGGUGCCGUUCGUGGGCAAGGUGCACAUUGGCUACAUCCCGAACGGCAAGGUCCUCGGCCUGAGCAAGCUCGCGCGCAUCUCGGACGUGUUUGCCCGCCGCCUCCAGGUCCAGGAACGUCUCACGAUCGAGAUCGCGCAGGGUCUCAUGAAGGCCAUCGGUGCGCUCGGCGUCGGCGUCGUGAUUGAAGCCACGCACAUGUGCAUGACGAUGCGCGGUGUCGAGAAGAGCGGUGCGUCCACGGUCACGAGCUCCGUACUCGGCUGCUUCCAGUCGGACCCGCGCACACGCUCUGAGUUUAUGAGCCACGUCCAGCGCCGGUUCUAAGCUGCCCCUUGUCGUCGUAACGAGUCGUAACUAUGUCUGUGCAAGACAUCCAAAUGCAAUCAAUCCAAUGCAUGUAUUUCUACUCUCUCC